AUGGAUCCCAUCACGAGCUUCUCGCUUGCCAGCGGUGCAGCGCAGUUGGCAGACUUCACCUUCAAGCUGAUCUCCGGCACCACCGCCAUCUACAAGUCGGCCGAGGGCGCAUCCGACGAAAAUGCGUCCAUUGAGGCCAUCGCGGCCAGGUUGCAGGCCCUUGCAGGCAAUGUGGCCGACGCAUCUGAGCUUGUAGAGGCCGGGCUGGUCGACAAAACCGUGGCCAACAUAGCAAAGUCUUGCGGCAGUAUGGCAAAGCAGUUGCUUCACGCCCUCGACCAGUUGAAAACGGACGAAAAGACGGUCUGGAAGAGCUUCUGGGCCGCCCUGAAGACUCUCUGGCAAAAGACCCGCAUCCAGGAUAUGGUAGCCACCCUGAGCCGGGAACAGGCCUCUCUGGUCGUCCAUCUGCAGUGGGGGAUAGCAAACAAACAAUCAUCGAUGCACGAAGCUCUCCGCCAGAUUGACGAACGAACGCUGCAGCUAAGAAUCGACCGCACCGAAACUCUGCAGCACAUCAGAGAUGCAAUCAAGUUGGAAAUAGCCAAAGCGAAAGAAGACAUCAGCCAAGAGAUAGCCAAGAUCAAGGACGUGCAGACGACCGAGUCAGGCCAACCAAUUUUACUACACGAAGAUACAAAGGUUGUGAGGCUUGUGAAUGUCGUAGCUAGCCUUGUCGUCACUGCACAGCAACGCAAUGAUCAGCACGCUUUUCUAUCCACCCUCUAUUUCGACACCAUCAUGGCACGCCAGGCCGGCAUCAGAGAAGCUCACCCCCAGACCUUUGACUGGGCCUUUCGCGACAACAUGCCGGAUGGGACGCCCCUUUCCCUCAACUCGUGGCUGAGAAGCGGCAGCGGCAUCUUUUGGAUCCGGGGGAAAGCGGGCUCGGGGAAAUCAACCCUCACAAAGUUUGUCAUCCAGAGUCCCUUCACACGCACUAUCCUCAAAGCGUGGGCCGGGAGAGACGAACUAGUCAUCGCCAACCACUUCUUCUGGAAUUCCGGAUCAAAGCUGCAGAUGUCACAGACUGGACUGUUCCGGACUCUGCUCUUCGAGAUGCUCCGGCACUGUCCCGAGGUGAUUCCUCAAAUCUGCGAAGCCAUGCCCCACGUCACCGAAGACUCGUACCAGUGGACCACCGAGGACCUACUCCUUGUCAUGGAGGUCGUAUCGAGCCAGAAGAUACCCAAGAAGUUCUGCUUCUUCAUCGACGGGCUGGACGAGUACGAAGGAGACCACUACCAUCUCAUCGAUAUGCUACGGAGACUGGUGUCGUUUGGCAAGGCCAAGAUCUGCUGCUCCAGCCGGCCGUGGACCUGCUUCAUUGACGCAUUUGGCGAGAGUCAAGACAGGCUGCUCAAGCUCGAAGAUCUCACUAAAAAUGACAUCAGGAGAUACGUCCAGGACAACUUCGACAAGCACCCUCAGUUCCUCAAGCACCACUACGACCCAGAGUACAAGACCCUCGUCGAUGACGUUGUCGGGAGGGCGCACGGCGUGUUCCUCUGGGUCUUUCUCGUGGUCCGGUCGUUGCGGGAUGGCCUAACCUAUGCCGACCGCGUCUCGGACCUCCAAAAGCGGCUCGACACGCUCCCGCCAGACCUGGAAACCUUUUUCCAGCACAUCCUCGACUCGGUCGACCCCUUCUACCGACAGCAGUCGUCCGAAGUGUUCCUUCUAGCAGCUUACGCGCCCGAGUCGCUGCCGCUGCCCAUCUACCACAUCCUGGACAACAUCGACGACAGCCCGUCAAAGCUGCUGUCCAUGUCGCUCACGGCACGCGAUCUGGGCUUGCCCGGUCCGUGGAAGGACAAGAUGGCGCGCCGGCUCGACGCGCGAACCAAGGGCCUCAUCGAAGUGAUCAGGUCUCAUAACAACGGUGACCCAGUUCCGCCGCAGUUCCGACACGUGCAGAUGCGCGCCGAGUUCCUACACCGCACAGUGCGCGACUUUUUGCUCACAGGCGACGUCAACACCAUGCUUCGCGGGCGGUGCCGCGCCGACUUUUCUCCCGCCACGCGCCUCAACCAGGCGUUCUUGGUCCUGCUUCGCUCGUCGGAAAUCAUCCGUGCCCCGAGCAUCGCCAACUACGUCGAGAGCUUCGCGUACUUCGCGUGGCGGAUCGAGCAGGAACAGAACACGGCGCCGCCGAUGGCCCUGAUGAAGGCCGCCGAGGCCGCCCUGGCCAAGCUCGACUGGAUGCGCCCAGCUGACCCGCACAAGCAUAAUCUGCGCCCCGCGUCGCUGUUCGCGCUGGCCCUCAGCCGCGGCAUCUACUUGUACGCGACCGCGCUGCUGAAUCUGGAACCCGACGAGCGCUUGAAAGCAGAAAUCUCCAAGAACGAAAGCCCGCUUCUAAGCCUUGUCAUCCUCCCCUUCAACGCAGCGCCGUACCACUGGUGGAGCAUUUCAGUCGAGUUCGUGCAGUUGCUGCUCGAGCAGGGGGCGUCGCCGAGCGCGCGGCCAGCGCGCAACGAGAGCACGCCGUUCGAGAUGUUCCUAGGCGAGCUGAAGAAGCGGCCGCUGCGCGCCGUGUGGAAGGACGAGCUGGGGCUCGAGUACGCGGGCGCCAAGGCCGUGCUGGGCGCCAUGAUUGCCAAGGGCGCGCCGCUCAACCGCCUGCCGGAGGCUAAGGAGAUUAUAAGGUCGAGGUUCGACAUGCUGGACGCCGAGUACCUACUCAGCCUAUCGCCCAUGGCGCCCGCCAUGCCGGCCGCACUCGCACUGAGGGCCAAGGAGAUGGCCAAGCGCAAGUCGGCUACGGUGGGGGCCGGGCAGGAACAGGCGCCCUCGCCGUCGAGCCCGGGCCGGCUGUCGGCGAAGCCGGAGAAGGCGGAUGCCUCUCCGAAGAGGGCGGAUCAUAACAAGACGGCUGGGCUGACGGCGAGGUGGCGCGGGCUGCUCUCGAAGAAGGACCAGUCCGUGGGAACGACGCCAUGA
This is a messenger RNA of Lasiosphaeria miniovina, 2943 nucleotides long. RefSeq lists its product as uncharacterized. NCBI's taxonomy places the organism in Eukaryota, Fungi, Ascomycota, Sordariomycetes, Sordariales, Lasiosphaeriaceae. The record is from RefSeq and is a predicted model, not a curated record. Bases 1 to 2943 code for a protein of 980 amino acids. The transcript has 4 exons.